AUGAUUAGCACUCGACAGUUCCGAAUGUUUGAGGAAGUCCCUCAUCAACAUCAGUGUCAGGAAUCGGAACGGUCAGUCCCCUCGUCUCAGUUAAGUUUUGAUGGUGAAGAUGACGAUGACGAUGGAAGUAAAUCUCUUGAUGCUGAAACUGAACGACUGGAGUUGGAACGCUUGGCUAAAGAGCAAUUGGAAAAGGCUAGAGUCUCAUCCGUUGUAUUUGCUGUCCGAACGAAUGUCAGCUUCGAUGGUUCUGCAUGUGUUGAUUGUCCGUUACCUGGACAUGUCGUCAGCUUUCAGCUUAAAGACUUCCUCCACAUCAAAGAGAAAUUUAACAACGAGUGGUGGAUAGGUCGAUUGGUGAAGGAGAAUUCAGAUGUGGGAUUUAUCCCCUCCCCGGCAAAGCUGGAAUACCUCCGAACUCGAACACGACCCUCCAAAUCUCUCAGCAAAGGGACUUUUGACUCCUCCUCACUUCCACGCACUUCUGCUUCCAGAGCUUCAACACCCCCAGGUGACACUGAUGGCGAAGGUCGUGGGGAUGAGAAUGAGCAGACCUCACGCGCCAAAAGUGUCAGCAAUUCCAAGGCUGGUAGAAAGGCCUUUUUCAAGAAGACUGACAAUAUUCCGCCCUACGAAGUGGUCCCUACAAUGCGUCCGGUUGUACUCAUCGGACCCUCUUUGAAAGGCUACGAAGUGACAGAUAUGAUGCAAAAGGCGUUGUUUGACUUCCUGAAGCAUCGAUUUGAGGGCAGAAUAAUCAUAACACGGGUCACUGCUGACAUCUCUUUGGCUAAACGCUCACUUCUCAACAACCCAACUCGGCGAGCCAUCAUGGAUAAGGCAUCAACACGGAAUCAAUCAUUUGAGGUGCAGCAGGAAAUUGAGCGCAUUUUUGAUUUGGCACGCACGCAACAAUUGGUGGUGCUCGACUGCGACACCAUCAAUCAUCCCAGUCAAUUGGCGAAGACGUCGUUGGCACCAGUGAAUGUCUACGUGAAAGUCUCCUCCACCAAGGUUCUCCAACGCCUCAUCAAGACCCGCGGUAAAUCGCAAUCCCGUAACAUGAAUGUCCAAAUGGUCGCGGCGGAAAAACUGCUCCAAUGUACCAAUGACCAAUUUGAUGUCAUUCUGGAGGAGAAUCAACUUCAAGACGCUUGUGAACAUCUCGCGGAGUAUCUGGAAGCCUACUGGCGUGCCAGCCAUCCAGCCAUUGGCAACACCGCCAAAGCCGAACGUGUACUCGGUAUCAGUGGUCAGGUGAGCACUACGUCGGUUCCUGCGACUGAGAAAGCGCGCUCUCCAGCACCGGAGGAUCGGGUUAGUCUUCUCUCACCACUGUCAGAAGAUGCUUCGGAGGCUAGAGAACCGGCGUCGAUUCAAGAAAGGGUGCCAUCAAGAUGGCAGAGGCAGCUUGGUAGGAGUGAAUACGAUGGAAGGUGGGAGGAGAAAAGGAGUGAAAUGCGAGGAGAUGAGGAGGAAGAAGUGGAUGAGGAGGAGGAAGAGGAGGUAAUGGAUGUGGAAGACCUUGCAGAAGAGGAAGUUGACGAAGAAGAAGAGGAGGAGGGGGACGAGUACUUGAACUCAUCUGAGUACGAUGAAGAGGCACCUCAAAUGACUGGCUAUUAUCAGGGCGGCUACCAGCCUGCAGGUCAAGGCCCCCACAAACUGCCGCCGAUUCACCGGCGCCAGAUGAUUUCCCCUUCAACGCACAUGCGUGCUGGUGAUGGUGGUGGCUCGAGGUACCAACAACUAUAUCAGCCACAAAAUUAUCCACACCAGCGCCAAGAGUACCGAGCACAACAGAGGCGUGCGGUGCCUUCAAAUGAGCUCUAUUGGGAGGAGCAAGAAGGGGACGUUGGCUACUCGGAUGAGGAUGAGAAGAUGUCCUUCCGUGGGCAUUAUUAA
Molecule: messenger RNA, 1905 nt
Organism: Echinococcus granulosus
Lineage: Eukaryota; Metazoa; Platyhelminthes; Cestoda; Cyclophyllidea; Taeniidae
Product: Voltage-dependent L-type calcium channel subunit beta-2
Exons: 12
Coding region: 1-1905 (634 amino acids)
Biological process (GO): calcium ion transmembrane transport; neuromuscular junction development; chemical synaptic transmission
Cellular component (GO): voltage-gated calcium channel complex
Molecular function (GO): high voltage-gated calcium channel activity; protein binding
Source: RefSeq, a predicted model, not a curated record